This is a messenger RNA of Branchiostoma floridae (Florida lancelet), 1313 nucleotides long. RefSeq names its product growth hormone secretagogue receptor type 1-like. Bases 89 to 1279 code for a protein of 396 amino acids. Gene Ontology annotation, molecular function: G protein-coupled receptor activity. The record is from RefSeq and is a predicted model, not a curated record. Gene Ontology annotation, biological process: G protein-coupled receptor signaling pathway. Lineage: Eukaryota; Metazoa; Chordata; Leptocardii; Amphioxiformes; Branchiostomatidae. Gene Ontology annotation, cellular component: plasma membrane. The transcript is spliced from 4 exons.
AUCGUGCGUGAAUGACACCACAGACUGUAUUCGUAACUGUAGUUUGAACGACUCGGAUCCUCAAUGGUUAGACCCUGUUUUCACCGACAUGACAGAGGCAGCCCGACUAGCCGUCACUGUCCUCUACUGUGUCAUCUUCGCGGUUGGCGUGGCCGGAAACAUCCUGGUGUGCGUGGUCGUGUGGAGGUGUCUGGACAUGCGCACAACGACCAACUACUUCCUAGUGAACCUGAGCUUGGCGGACCUGCUGUUCCUGUUGAUAUGUGUGCCUGUGGGACUGAUGGACACAUGGAUAGUCUACCCCUGGUACCUGGGCGAGACCAUGUGCUACCUGUUUCCGUAUGUGGAGUUGGUGGUGUUCCAGGCCUCUAUCCUCACCAUCGCCGCCAUCAGCGUGGAGCGGUACUUCGCCAUCUGCCGCCCGCUCCAGGCCAUGUACGUCCUGACCCGCCGCCGGACCUUCAUCGCCAUCGCGCUGAUCUGGCUGCUGUGUCUCCUCCUCUGUAGCCCGGUCUUCACCAUCACUGUCUUCAAAGUGGAAGAGUUCCACGAUCCGAACGAGUGUUCCCCGACAUACCUGGCUUACGGCUGUCUGUCCAUCGCCCACACCACCUCGGCUGUGGCCUACUUCACAACCAUCACCCUCCUGUUUCUGGUGUUUCCCCUGGGUCUGCUGUGCGGCCUAUACAUCAGCAUAUGCCGCAAACUGUACGACGUGCCGCUCACGGAGAGCAGAGACUGCCGGAGUCAGCGAGCCAAGAUGAAGUCCCGCCGCCAGGUGUGUCCGAUUUUCCCGUAUGCCACGGUAUGGCAUCUCCAAAACAAUUUUCUCCCAUUUCCUGCUCUUUGUCAGGUGGUGCACAUGCUGAUCUCAGUGGUGGCGCUGUUUUUCGUCUGUCUGACUCCACACCGCGUUCUCCAGACCUGGCUACUCCUCACCACCAACGAAAACAUCGACGCCGAACUGGUGGGAUCGUUCGUGGUGUUCAUCCGCACCCUUGUGUACCUCAACUCAACCCUCAACCCCGUCCUCUACACGCUCGUCUCCUCCAAGUUCCGUAGCGCCCUGGUCCGUACGCUUAGCGGGCGAGGACGCAAGCGCGCCGCCUCCACGAUUUCCACCACCCGCUUCACUGCCGCCAGAAACUCUACCAUCAAGAGCAGCCAGUCCCGGAAGGACACGCUGCAGAUGACCGACCUGAUGCUGGUGCUGCAGUCCCAACAGAAACCGCCAGAGCACAAACUCGUGUUGAGAAAAGUGAUGUCCACACCCUUUUAGAUGUGUUUCUUUAUAUACUAUUAGGCAGCCGCUU